Acanthochromis polyacanthus (spiny chromis) is the source of this 2779-nucleotide messenger RNA. Its product is annotated as CD209 antigen-like protein E. The record is from RefSeq and is a predicted model, not a curated record. Lineage: Eukaryota; Metazoa; Chordata; Actinopteri; Pomacentridae. Bases 1319 to 2233 code for a protein of 304 amino acids. The transcript is spliced from 6 exons.
AUUAUAUGUAAAUGCAGUAAAUCCCAAUUCAGUAUAUGUAAAUGGUAUAAAGGUAAUGUACUCUCAAUUAUGGUAAACCUCAUUUCAGCACCAUGCAAAAUCAAACACUUAUUAACAUGCUGUCCCCACAGACAGCAACCUACUGCUAAAAGAAAGGUACUGCUUACAUUAUUUCUACAAACAACAAACAACUUAGGUUUAAGGCUUUAAGGUGAAGUGGAUGAAAUUAGUCUUAUAUUAUUUAGUAAAAGUUUAAAGUCUAUUAAAGUCUUUUGAAUUACCAAAAAAACUGAUUGUAAAUUAGACAAAGCUUUUUCAAUUGUGUGCCAUCAUCAAUAAUCAAUAAUGAACAAAGUUGUUACUAACCAAUGAUAGCACUGAGCCCAGUGGCACUCCUUUUGUAACUUGAAGGAAUUUGAAUAUUGAUAAGCUUUUCAAAGCGUUUUGGCUAAAAAUGACAUUUUGACCACUGGAUAAUAGUAAAUUGUAUAGCUGUUGUCACUGUGUUUAUGCAUCAUUGUUCACAGUUACCAAUAUUACAGCACAUUUACGGGUCUGUACUUACAUAGUAGGAAUUACAGCAAAUAUAUUUCCACACUGGUGGUUGUUGUUCUGCAGGGUAUGAUCAUUUUUCCUAUUAAAUUAAAUAUAUAGCCAUAUCAGAGGAGUAAAAUAAGCUGCAUUGCAGGGCGACAUAUAUUGACAAUAUGGAAGACGUUUCAAUAAAUGCACCUAUGUACAAACCAUACUAGUUCACACUCUUUUGACUGCUGGAAUCAGUCUUUUACUACAGAUAGAUAUAGAUUUUAAACUGGUUUGACUAUUAUUAAAUGCCAUGCAAUGCAGUAAAUCCUCAGGAGACAAAUAAUAAAGUACAAUAUUCCUAUUAGCUUUAGUAGAAAUCAACUGGACUUCUCUUGUAACUUCUUCCAGAAAUCAACUGUAACCAGCAGUUAAGUUGAUUUCUACUGAAGCUCCUACAAUUGCCAUGAGUUGGAUGAUUGAGAAUCUACAUAGAGAUAAAGUACAAUGUUUUUGCGCCAUUAAAGAGGGUGGCCUCAGAUAUGAACAAAGUCUUCACUUGGAGGUCAGCUUAAGACUACUUCUGAAGGAUCAGCAUAUUCACAUCCUACAAGCAGCACAAAUGUUGCACCAUAGAGAUUAGAAAUAAUUUCACUUCUGCUCUUUUAGUAAUGCUACUUCCUUUUCUCAUUUCUAACGAAUUUACUGUUGAUGAGUCCAGGGUUGUGUCCUCACCGGACACUGCCCAAAUUGUGGCUCACAUAUGAUCGCAUCUUAUCUCAACUAAACAGGGAGAAUGGAGAAGAAUGAAAGCCCAGAUUGUAAAUUUGAUGGCGGAUUUAAUGCACUGAUUUGUCAAGAGGACUUGGAGGAGCAUCCUUACCACCAAUUUGGUCAAGUGCCCAUGUUCAGUAUGAAUCCUGGGAAACGCUGCAGACUGACUGUAAUGAUCCUGGCACUUCUCGCUGCUGUUCUACUGAUAGUUGAUAUUGGCCUGGGAGUCUAUUACAACAAGCUCACAGAUACUCACCUCACACUUGAUGAUACUGACCGCAUCGAAAAAGAGGUGACAACACUCCAUGAUACUUACAAGGCCGCAGUCGAAGCCAUUAAGGGGGCAAAGAAGCAGCUGGACAGUGAGAUGAGCCGUCAGAAAGAAACCAAUUGGGAAUUUGAACACCAGACAAGAAGAAGCAACGACUAUGAAGUACAGAUUGAUAAAAUUACAAAGGAGAUAGCAGUUCUGAGAACACACCUACCAAUGAUUUAUGAUGGCUGCAGACACUGCCCACCAGGAUGGCUUCUGAUGAACUCAGUGUGUUACUACUUCCCUGUCUCGAAAAGCACUGGACUCAAAUCAUGGCAGAGUUCCAGGGAAUUCUGCCAAAUGCACGGAGGGGAUCUUGCAGUCAUAGACACCAAAGACAAACAGAACACAACUGUAAAUUACUUGAUGAGUCAUCACGAUUUUCCACUACAACAUGGGUACUGGAUUGGGCUGAGAGAUUUACAGGAGGAAGGGACUUGGAAAUGGUUGGAUGGAACAGAGCUUGUUGAAGGGUAUUGGCGUGACGGUGAACCAAAUGAUGUGGGCAAUGAGGACUGUGUCAAGGUGGUAGUUGUAGAAAACUUCUUCAAGUCUUGGAAUGACUUACCCUGUGAUAGGCUACAGAAAUGGAUUUGUGAAAAAGCAUCAACUUCUACAAGCUGAAAACAUCUUCAAGGAGACACACAAUUAUACUCUAGGUAUAUGUGGACAUGUUAGUAUAACAAACAUUUCUGAAAACACUAUUUGAUACAUCGUUAAUACUUUUCUUGAAGUAUAAAUAAUUUCUGAAUGCUUUCUAAACUUAUAAUUACUUGCUGUUUGUUUUAAUGAGACAGUUUUCAAUAAACUGAUUCUUGUAAGUGUUUGAUAGCCAGUUGUUCUUCUCAUUCUGCACUUCUUUAUCCCUUUUAAUACAAACUAAAACUAAAAUGUCUCAACAAUAUGCUAUGGUGUUAUGGGGAUUAUAAACAGAUUUUGUUCCAUAAUGGGUAAUUCAGAAUAAGAUGUAACAUGUCAGUAGUAAGCAUCACAGGCGCUCAAAAGUGGAUGUUUCUGUGAUGCUAUGCUAAGCUAAGUGAAUUGAAGUGCACAUUUUCAAAAACUGCUUUUUUUUAAAGUUUUGCAAACACCUAGUUGUGAAAAGUCAGCAAGAAAGUUCGAUAAACAGGAGAGAAAUUUGCAGAAGGAAAUAAAAUCUGCACUGUUCUA